Vidua chalybeata is the source of this 727-nucleotide messenger RNA. Its product is annotated as serum amyloid P-component-like. The record is from RefSeq and is a predicted model, not a curated record. Gene Ontology annotation, biological process: innate immune response. NCBI's taxonomy places the organism in Eukaryota, Metazoa, Chordata, Aves, Passeriformes, Viduidae. Gene Ontology annotation, molecular function: complement component C1q complex binding. The coding region runs from base 29 to 712 and encodes 227 amino acids. The transcript has 2 exons.
CCGUGCCCGCCCGGCUCUAGCACCGACCAUGGGCCACCUGCAGCUCUGGCUGCCCAUCCUGGCCGGGCUCGUGGGGAUCGUGACCCAGGAAGACCUGUACCGAAAGGUGUUCGUGUUCCGGAAGGAUCCCAGCGAUGCUUUCGUGGUGCUGCGGGCGCGGCUGGAGCAGCCCCUGCACAACUUCACCGUGUGCCUGCGCUCCUACACCGACCUCACACGGCCCCACAGCCUCUUCUCCUACGCCACCAAAGCCCAGGACAACGAGAUCCUGCUCUUCAAACCCAAACCCGAGGAGUACCGCUUCUACGUGGGGGGGAAGUUUGUCACCUUCCGCGUCCCCGAGGGCCGCAGGGACUGGGAGCACGUGUGUGCCAGCUGGGAAUCCGCCACCGGCGUCGUCGAGUUCUGGUUCAACGGGAAGCCCUGGCCAAGGAAGGGGCUGCAGAGGGGCUACACGGUGGGGGCCACGGCUGCCAUCCUGCUGGGGCAGGAGCAGGACAGCUUCGGUGGUGGCUUUGACCUCUACAACUCCUUCUCAGGGGAGCUGACCGAUGUCUACCUGUGGGACACGGGGCUGUCGCCGGACAAGAUGCGCGCAGCCUUCCUGUCCCUGCGCCUGCCGCCCGCGCUGCUGGCCUGGAACAGCCUCAGCUACGAGGUGAAGGGAGAUGUGGUGGUGAAACCCCGGCUCCGGGAGGCACUGCAGGCCUGAGGGCUGCAGGGUCUG